Gadus chalcogrammus (walleye pollock) is the source of this 2109-nucleotide messenger RNA. Its product is annotated as neural cell adhesion molecule L1-like. Gene Ontology annotation, biological process: homophilic cell-cell adhesion; heterophilic cell-cell adhesion. The coding region runs from base 41 to 1450 and encodes 469 amino acids. Gene Ontology annotation, cellular component: adherens junction. NCBI's taxonomy places the organism in Eukaryota, Metazoa, Chordata, Actinopteri, Gadiformes, Gadidae. The record is from RefSeq and is a predicted model, not a curated record. The transcript is spliced from 11 exons.
CUCCAGUCCUGGACUCCACUGAGACAACACUGAGGUCGAGAUGCUCAACAUGGGGGCUGUGCUGCUGUUACUAAUUGGUUUUACUGAUGGUGUGACGACCGUCUGCGACGCCACACAGCCAGACAUCACGACCCAGUGCUUCGGCUCUCUGGGAGGAACCGUGGAGGUCCAGCUGCCUACUAAGACCUCACAAGAUGAUACCUUCAGACUGAAGAAGAACAAUGUCGCGACUUUAUCAGAAUGGCAUCAGACAAACAUGCGAUAUUCAUUUAAUGUCAGUACUGGAAUAUUUACUAUAAAGGACAUCGACAGGACAGACAAUGGUGAAUACUCAAUGCAAGUACAUAACACAACUGGAAAGCUAGUAGCAUCUACAAAAUGUUAUUUAACCAUUCAAGCCCCGGUCUCCUCUCCCCUCCUGUCCCGGGAGUGUCUGUCCUGGGGACAGCAGAGGGUGUCCUGCUCUGCCGGGGGGGACGGACUCCACUACAGCUGGAGUCUAGACGGACUCCCGCUGAACGACACGCGUCUCCCCUCCGGACCCAGUAGCGCUAGUGACGUCACUCUGGAGCCGGGCCGGUCGGGACUGCUCACCUGCUCGGUCCACAACAUCAUGAGCAACGCCACGGCCAACAUCACCUUGUCUGUGUGUGACGGCCAGUGGGUGAAGGUGGAGACGGAGGUCCUGUCCUACCCAGGCCAGACGGUGAACCUGCGCUGUUCCUUCAAUGAGGCCUCCGGCAUCGUGCUAACUCAGGUGACUUGGAUCUACGAGCCUGUUGAGGGCGAGAGGGUCAACAUCGCCGUCCUCCACCCCGUCUUCGGCACCCACUUCCCGGAGGUGCCGCAGAAGGGGCGGGUCGCCUUCCUCACCGACUCCCUGACCAACCCCUCCAUCCAGAUCAGCAACGUGAAGAUGAGCGACGCGGGGAAGUACAUCUGCAAGUUCGCCAUCUACCCCAGCGGCGAGGUGCUGGGCACCACCUCCCUCAUCAUGCUAGCCCCGGUCUCCUCUCCCCUCCUGUCCCGGGAGUGUCUGUCCCGGGGACAGCAGAGGGUGUCCUGCUCUGCCGGGGGGGACGGACUCCACUACAGCUGGAGUCUAGACGGACUCCCGCUGAACGCUAGUGACGUCACUCUGGAGCCGGGCCGGUCGGGACUGGUCACCUGCUCGGUCCGCAACAACGUGAGCCACGCCGCAGCUAGCAUCACCUUGUCUGUGUGUGAGGGGUUCAUUUAUGUGACCUGCGCAUCUAAUGGAACAAAUAUAUCACAGUGGGUGCAAAGAGACAACAAUACCUUAUGCUCUGAGACAGCUGUGGCAUUCAACUUCAAUAUAAUGGGUGUGAAGACCUUCUGCGACGCCACACAGCCAGACAUCACAACCCAGUGCUUUGGCUCUCUGGGGGGAACCGUUGAGGGCUCGUCCCGUUCAUCGUUCGUCCUCUGACGGUGGUGCUGCUGCUCCUAGCAGCAUUGGGAGUCUACUGGGCCCUAAAGAAGAAGAAAACCUCCAGCCCUCGAGACAUCGCGCUGUCCUCCAUGGCGGUAGAUGAUGAUGUGCCGUACGUUAACGUCUCCGGGGCGACCGGGAGGUCAGGGGGAGAGUGAGGUGGAGUACGGGGCGGUCAGGGUGGCUCCAGGCCCCAGGCGGACGCGGGAGACCAAUGUGGGCGAGCUAGUGCGCGCUCAGCCCCGGAGGACGGAGGCCCUGAGAGCUGUCACCACCCAGAAGGACGCGUAGACAGCGCUUUAGCCAGAGAGCCAUCAGCCAACUGAUAUUAGACCUGCCAGGGACACUUCUCUCCCUGCAUCUCAAAGGCCACUUCGUUUGAAAAUGUGAAUGUUUAUUCGGCCGUGGUUAUGUUCAUAUUUAUGUUCAUAAAGCCGUUCACAUGUAGUUUAAAACCGUGUAGUAGUCAAAUCUCCACUCUUAUUUUUAUUAUUAAUAGUAUCUAUUUUUUCCUCUGUUGUUGUCCACGGUGGCUUCCUGGGUCAAGGAUAGAAACUGAUCCAAUCAAAUAAGUGUGAUAGCUUGAUCUCUGAAAGCAGUAUUCUGCAUGUGUAACUCAUAACAUAUAACUACUAUUUUCUUUAUACUAUACUGAA